Messenger RNA from Pelmatolapia mariae (spotted tilapia), 1315 nucleotides. RefSeq names its product low affinity immunoglobulin gamma Fc region receptor III-like. NCBI's taxonomy places the organism in Eukaryota, Metazoa, Chordata, Actinopteri, Cichliformes, Cichlidae. The transcript has 6 exons. Gene Ontology annotation, molecular function: transmembrane signaling receptor activity. Gene Ontology annotation, cellular component: plasma membrane. The record is from RefSeq and is a predicted model, not a curated record. Gene Ontology annotation, biological process: cell surface receptor signaling pathway. The coding region runs from base 1 to 810 and encodes 269 amino acids.
AUGAAAGAUAGCGUUGUGUUGUUGCUGCUCUUUUUCAGCUUACUGCUCUGCUGCCCAACAAACCAAGCUCGUCUGACUGUGAGUCCCAGCAGCUCUCAGUUGUUUGAAUAUGACUUCGUGUCUCUGAGCUGUGAGGAGGACGACAGCUCUGCUGGAUGGACUCUGAGGAGAAACACAACCACACAGCAAAUGACCCAGUGUGGAGUUAAAUGGGGAAGGUAUACAGGUUCUUCUUGUGAGAUUCAAUUCAUCGACCCACUGGACAGUGGGGUUUACUGGUGUGAGUCCAGAGAGGGUCCCAUCAGUAACAUGGUUAACCUGACAGUCACUGGUGGAUCAGUGAUCCUGCAGAGUCCUGUCCUCCCUGUGAUGGAGGGAGAUGACGUCACUCUGCUCUGUAAAACAAAGACCACUCCCUCCAACCUCCCAGCUGCUUUCUAUAAAGAUGGCUCCCUCAUCAGGAAGCAGCCUACAGGUCACAUGACCAUCCAGCAUGUUUCCAGGUCUGAUGAAGGCCUCUACAAGUGUGACAUCAGCGGUCAUGGAGAGUCUCCAUCCAGCUGGAUCACUGUCACAGCUAAACCACCAACCACAGCCUCACCCACUACCCUACCCAUGACCACCUCUAGAGCACCUCCAUCACUUAUCUCCACCCCUUUCCAGGUUGUGACUACCGUCUACCACCUGCUGUUGUUCUUUUCGCACUUACUUCAUCUCCACUGUGCUCAUGCCACAGAAAACACCCUAACUGUCUCCAUGGUGACGACCCAUGUACUGAAGACGAAGGUUCGAUGGCAAGAAAGAGUAUAAAUUCUAAACUAUGCCAACGAAGAUGGAAAUUUAUAUUGCAACUCUAUGAAACUUAAGUAGCUGAAUAGACGGCUUGUCUCGUUUUACAUACUUUAUGACAAGGUUGUCCAAGUCCAGACCUCAAGGGCCAGUGUCCUGCAGGUUUUAUAUCUCACCCUGGGUCAACACACGUAUAUCAAAUGAUUAGUUCAUUACCAGGCCUCUGGAGAACUUCAAGACAUGUUGAGGGGGUCAUUACCCAUUUGAAUCAGCUGUGUUGGACACAUCUAAAACCUGCAGGACACCGGCCCUUGAGUUGGACACCCCUGCUUUACGGCAAUCAAAAUUAAAGAGCUGAAUCUGGAAAUAUUACAAAAAAUAUCUUUUAUAUCCAGCAAAACAGGUCGGGAAUUCGACAUUAUGAUGAAAAUAUACUUUUUGCAAGAUUGCACAGGAAUCUAUAACUUGUGAUUAUGAUUUACAGCUUUACAUACUGUCUAAUUUUAAAAUGUAUAAGUCAGUUGUU